Messenger RNA from Pecten maximus, 2078 nucleotides. Its product is annotated as N-glycosylase/DNA lyase-like. Gene Ontology annotation, biological process: base-excision repair; base-excision repair, AP site formation; nucleotide-excision repair. Gene Ontology annotation, molecular function: 8-oxo-7,8-dihydroguanine DNA N-glycosylase activity; damaged DNA binding. Lineage: Eukaryota; Metazoa; Mollusca; Bivalvia; Pectinida; Pectinidae. Gene Ontology annotation, cellular component: nucleus. The record is from RefSeq and is a predicted model, not a curated record. The transcript has 9 exons.
GCUUUGUUGAAUGUUGUUAUACUCGGAAAUGGCCGCAUCCACGUGCAGACGGAUUCCUUGUAAAAUAGCAGAACUACGACUGGAUAAAACACUAGUUUGUGGACAAUCUUUCAGAUGGAAGGAGAGGACACCUGGGAUCUGGACAGGUGUUCUAGCUGGAUAUGUCUGGAACCUGUGGCAGUCCGACACAGAGCUGUUCUAUCAGGUGAUCCCCUCCCCUGGACAAGAUGACAGUGCUGCUGCAGAUGGCAAUCAUAUCAACACAUCUAUCAAGUCUGAACCUAUUCAGAUCUCUGAGGACAAUGAGGAGGUUAAACGAGCAAAGGUUGUCAAACAACACACUAAAAAAGGCUGUAGAAUGAGAACAUUUCCCACAACUAAGACAAGGAAAGAGUUGAGGACUGACAAGCAGUCCGGGCAGGCUGGCACACAAACAUCAGACUAUAAGGAUGUUGAUUUGAAGACCUCCACUAAAACAGAAUACAAACAUGUAGAUGUGAAGCUAGAACCAGACAUUUUGGAUACACUGUGAACUUCAGCAGAACUAGAAGCCACAUUACGUGACUAUUUCAGACUAGAUGUGAACCUUACUGAUCUGUACAAAACUUGGUCCCGGUCUGAUCAAGUGUUUAAACAAACAGCCACAGAUUUUACAGGCAUUAGGAUCCUACGGCAGGAUCCUGUAGAAAAUCUCUUCUCCUUCAUCUGUUCAUCCAACAAUCACAUCUCCAGGAUCAGUGGAAUGGUGGAACGGCUUUGUCAGACCUACGGGACAAAGGUCACAGAGUAUGAGGGCGAGUCGUACUUCAGUUUCCCAUCAGUGGACAGUCUGUCCGGGCAUGAUGUUGAGGACAGACUCCGAAGUCUGGGAUUUGGAUACAGGGCGAAGUACAUCAGUGCAACUGCCAAAUAUCUACAGGAAAACCAUAGUGAGGAAUGGCUAAGGGGAUUGAGAGACAGACCGUACCCACAGACUAAGGCAGAGUUGAUGAAGCUGUGUGGCGUCGGGGCAAAGACCAAGGCAGAGUUAAUGAAGCUGUGUGGCGUCGGGCAAAGCUGUGUGGUGUCGGAACAAAUGUACGUACACACAGACCAAGGCAAAGUUAAUGAAGCUGUGGGGUGCCGGAACAAAGGUACGUACACACAGACCAAGGCUGAGUUAAUGAAGCUGUGUGGUGUCGGGGCAAAGGUUGCAGACUGUGUGUGUCUGAUGUCCAUGGACAAACUGGAGGCUGUUCCAGUGGAUACCCACGUGUGGCAGAUAGCUGCACGAGACUACAUGCCUAAACUGAAACAGGCCAAAUCCCUCACUGACAAGUUGUAUGGAGAGAUAGGAGACCAUUUCCGUGAGCUGUGGGGUGACAAGGCCGGCUGGGCUCACUCAGUUUUGUUUGCUGCAGAUUUGAAACAGUUCAAGGACAAAAGUGAUACCAAGGAAAUACGUAUGAAAACUGGACUAAAGAAUUCCCAAGACAAAGGACACAAAAGGUCAAAGACAUCAGAUAAAGUUGGAGGAAAAAAAUCAAAAUCAUAGUACUAAAUAUAAAGUUAUGAGGAAUUGUUCUGUGUGAUUUACUGGCCAUGUAUCCUCAAGGGACACGAAUGGUUUUAUAGCGUACACCUCUGGUGUUAUUUACCUGUGCAUAUUGUAAACAUAACUUUCUAUAAGUAUGAAUUUAUAUGUGUAGAAGUUGACAGAUAUUAUCAAUUAAUAUUCUGACUACUACAUCCAUAUUUCCCAGAUUUUCACAAUUCAUUAUACGGAAAAGUAAGAAACAAACAAUUAUGUCCAUACAUAUGAUCUGCUCACAUUGUCAUGUUAUAUUGUAACAUUGCUGUUCACUUGUUUGACCUCUUGUUACACACUCUCAAGUGUGUCAGAGAGUAAUAAAGGUAUCUAUAGAACUACUGUACACCAGACAGUAUCAAGACUGGAAAUAAUCUACAACAUGUUGAAAAAGAAAUCAAACAGGAAAUUAUUAUUAUUUCCUUUUCAUUGAAAUUACAAAAACAACAUCACCUAAAAUAUUUUCAUCAAAUAAAAUUUUGUAAUUUGGUAAGUUUUAAUAAAAACAACA